AUGGUGACCAUUGAAGCAUCUUUCAGUAUAAUACACAGUAAAUAUACACACAACUUCACCCCCCUGUGCACCUUCACCCCCCCGUUCACCAUCACCCCCCCGUUCACCUUCACCCCCCUGUUCACCAACACCCCCCUGUUCACCUUCACCCCCCCGUUCACCUUCACCCCAUUCACCUUCAGCCCCCCGUUCACCAUCACCCCCCGUUCACCUUCACCCCCCUGUGCACCUUCACCCCCCCGUUCACCAUCACCCCCCCGUUCACCAUCACCCCCCCGUUCACCAUCACCCCCUGUUCACCUUCACCCCCCUGUUCACAUCACCCCCCUGUUCACCAUCACCCCCCCGUUCACCAUCAACCCCCUGUUCACCAUCACCCCCCUGUUCACCAUCACCCCCCGUUCACCAUCACCCCCCCGUUCACCAUCACCCCCCCGUUCACCAUCACCCCCGUUCACCUUCACCCCCCUGUGCACCUUCACCCCCCCGUUCACCAUCACCUCCCCGUUCACCUUCACCCCCCCGUUCACCUUCACCCCCCCGUUCACCAACACCCCCCGUUCACCAUCACAACCCCCGUUCACCAUCACCCCCCGUUCACCAACACCCCCCUGUUCACCAUCACCCCCCUCGUGCUGCCCCACCCGCGCACUGUCCCACCCACUGCCCCCUACACGCUGCCCCUACACGCUGCCCCCCCACUGCCCCCUACACGCUGCCCCCUACAUGCUGCCCCACGCACGCUGCCCCACACACGCGCUGCCCCACACGCAUGCUGCCCCACACGCAUGCUGCCCCCUACACGCUGCCCCAUACACGCUGCCCCACACACGCUGCCCCACACGCGCGCGCUGCCCCACACGCGCGCUGCCCCACACGCAUGCUGCCCCCUACACGCUGCCCCCUACAUGCUGCCCCACACAUGCUGCCCCAUACACGCUGCCCCACACACGCUGCCCCACACAUGCUGCCCCACACGCGCGCUGCCCCACACGCACGCUGCCCCACACGCAUGCUGCCCCUACACGCUGCCCCCUACACGCUGCCCCACACACGCUGCCCCACACACGCUGCCCCACACACGCUGCCUCACACACACGCUGCCUCAUACACACUGCCCCAUACACACGCUGCCCCACACAUGCUGCCCCAUACACACGCUGCCCCAUACACGCUGCCUCACACACACGCUGCCCCACACACGCUGCCUCACACACACGCUGCCCCAUACACACUGCCCCAUACACACGCUGCCCCACACACGCUGCCCCACACACGCUGCCUCACACACACGCUGCCCCAUACACACUGCCCCAUACACACGCUGCCCCACACAUGCUGCCCCAUACACGCUGA
This is a messenger RNA of Neoarius graeffei (lesser salmon catfish), 1356 nucleotides long. RefSeq lists its product as uncharacterized. Bases 1 to 1356 code for a protein of 451 amino acids. The transcript is spliced from 3 exons. Lineage: Eukaryota; Metazoa; Chordata; Actinopteri; Siluriformes; Ariidae. The record is from RefSeq and is a predicted model, not a curated record.